CCCAGGGUGGAUGCCAACGUCAUGACGUGUAGGUCCUUCGGAAGCUUCCCGGGCUUGGGCGGGUCACAUGACCUACUUUUUUCGCGCGAAAACCUGGUGUGACGGUGAGGCAGAUCGAGCACAGCUAUGGCGGAAUCCUCGGAGUCCUUUUCUGCAGCAUCUAGCCCUGGCCCACGGAGAAGAGCCAAUGAUCUGCUCAAUUCCAGCCCGGGUCGCAGCUCCCGUCGAGCAGAUGCCCUCACUUCCAGCCCUGGCCGGGACCUUCCUCCCUUUGAGGAUGAGUCUGAGGGGCUGCUGGGCACAGACGGGCCAGUGGAGGAAGAAGAGGAUGGCGAGGAACUCAUUGGUGAUGACAUGGAAAGAGACUACCGACCCAUCCCAGAGCUGGAUGUGUACGAGGCUGAGGGAUUGGCUUUGGAUGAUGAGGAUGUGGAAGAACUGACGGCCAGUCAGAGGGAGGCUGCGGAGAGGGUCAUGAGGCAGCGGGACCGCGAGGCUGGCCGUAGCCUGGGCCGCAUGCGCCGUGGGCUGCUCUAUGACAGCGAUGAGGAGGAUGAGGACCGUCCUGCCCGGAAGCGCCGCCAGGUGGAACGCGCCACAGAGGAUGGCGAGGAGGACGAAGAGAUGAUCGAGAGCAUUGAGAACCUGGAGGACCUUAAGGGCCACACAGUGCGAGAGUGGGUGAGCAUGGCAGGGCCGAGGCUGGAGAUCCACCACCGCUUCAAGAAUUUCCUGCGCACACACGUGGACGGCCAUGGCCACAACGUCUUCAAGGAGCGCAUCAGUGACAUGUGCAAAGAGAACCGAGAGAGCCUGGUGGUGAACUAUGAGGACCUGGCAGCCCGUGAGCACGUGUUGGCCUACUUCCUGCCUGAAGCGCCCGCAGAGCUGCUUCAGAUCUUUGAUGAGGCCGCCCUGGAAGUGGUGCUGGCUAUGUACCCCAAGUACGACCGCAUCACCAGCCACAUCCAUGUGCGAAUCUCCCACCUGCCUCUGGUGGAAGAGCUGCGUUCACUGAGGCAGCUGCACCUGAACCAGCUGAUCCGUACCAGUGGUGUGGUGACAAGCUGCACAGGCGUCCUGCCCCAGCUCAGCAUGGUCAAGUACAAUUGUAACAAGUGUAACUUUGUGCUGGGGCCUUUCUGCCAGUCCCAGAACCAGGAGGUGAAGCCUGGGUCAUGCCCCGAGUGCCAGUCAGCAGGACCCUUUGAGGUCAACAUGGAGGAGACCAUCUAUCAGAACUAUCAACGCAUCCGCAUCCAGGAGAGUCCAGGCAAGGUGGCUGCCGGCCGGCUGCCCCGCUCUAAGGAUGCCAUUCUCCUCGCUGAUCUGGUUGACAGCUGCAAGCCAGGAGAUGAAAUAGAGCUGACAGGCAUCUACCACAACAACUAUGAUGGCUCACUCAACACUGCCAAUGGCUUUCCUGUUUUUGCCACUGUCAUCCUAGCCAACCAUGUGGCCAAGAAGGACAACAAGGUGGCCGUCGGGGAGCUAACUGAUGAGGACGUGAAGAUGAUCACCAGCCUAUCCAAGGACCAGCAGAUUGGGGAGAAGAUCUUUGCCAGCAUUGCGCCUUCCAUUUAUGGGCAUGAAGACAUCAAGAGAGGCCUGGCUCUGGCCCUAUUUGGAGGGGAGCCCAAGAACCCAGGCGGAAAGCACAGGGUACGAGGUGACAUCAACGUACUCCUGUGUGGGGAUCCUGGCACAGCCAAGUCUCAGUUCCUCAAAUACAUUGAGAAGGUGUCCAGCCGGGCCAUCUUCACCACUGGCCAGGGUGCAUCAGCCGUGGGCCUCACUGCCUAUGUCCAGCGACAUCCAGUCAGCAGGGAGUGGACCUUAGAGGCUGGAGCCCUGGUUCUGGCUGACCGGGGUGUGUGUCUCAUCGAUGAGUUUGACAAGAUGAAUGACCAGGACAGGACCAGCAUCCACGAGGCCAUGGAACAGCAGAGUAUUUCCAUCUCUAAGGCUGGCAUCGUCACUUCGCUGCAAGCCCGUUGCACUGUCAUUGCUGCCGCCAACCCCAUAGGGGGCCGCUAUGAUCCCUCGCUGACCUUCUCAGAGAAUGUAGACCUCACUGAGCCCAUCAUUUCUCGCUUUGAUGUCCUGUGUGUGGUGAGGGAUACUGUGGACCCAGUUCAGGAUGAGAUGCUGGCCCGCUUUGUGGUUGGCAGCCAUGUCAGACACCACCCCAGCAAUAAGAAGGAUGAGGGGCUGGCCAGCAGCAGUGACCCAGAGCCUGCCAUGCCCAACACAUAUGGUGUGGAACCCCUGCCACAGGAGGUCCUAAAGAAGUACAUCAUCUAUGCGAAGGAGAGGGUCCAUCCAAAGCUCAACCAGAUGGACCAGGACAAGGUGGCCAGGAUGUACAGUGACCUGAGGAAGGAGUCCAUGGCCACAGGCAGCAUACCCAUUACUGUGCGCCACAUCGAGUCCAUGAUCCGCAUGGCAGAGGCCCACGCACGCAUGCACCUACGAGACUACGUGAUUGAAGAUGAUGUCAACAUGGCCAUCCGUGUGAUGCUGGAGAGUUUCAUCGACACACAGAAGUUCAGCGUCAUGCGCAGUAUGCGCAAGACCUUCGCCCGAUACCUCUCCUUCAGGCGAGAUAAUAACGAGUUGCUACUGUUCAUACUGAAGCAGUUAGUGGCUGAGCAGGUGACAUAUCAACGUAACCGCUUUGGGGCCCAGCAGGACACCAUCGAAGUGCCGGAGAAGGAUUUGGUGGACAAGGCACGGCAGAUCAACAUCCACAACCUCUCUGCCUUCUACGACAGCGAGCUCUUCAGGAUGAACAAGUUCAGCCACGACCUGAAGCGCAAGAUGAUCCUGCAGCAGUUCUGAGGCCACUUUGGGACCCCUGUGCCUGAGACUCGGUCCCCACUGGUCAUUGCUCUGCAGACACAAAGCCUACCCCCUUCCCCAGUAGGCUCAGCUCUCCAUGGGGUUGGUGGUCACAGCUGGAUGCCAGCAUUCACUUAUGGUGCCCUGGACCCAGGCUGUGACAAAUGGUGGUAUUUAUUUCUUUGCCUCACUUUCCACUCACCUGAUGGACUUUUGACCUCAGCCUCUGUUGGCAGGUUAGCACAUUCCUCACAGUGAUGCUCAGGAAGCCCCAGGUGUGUUCAGAUGCUACCAAACUGUUGCUGUUUGGGCAUGAGUUUCUCCAGCCUGUGCCCUUUGUGAGGCACUGUGGUCUCCUCUGCCAUGUGUGAACCCAUUUCCUAUCACCUAACCGGUGCCUACAUUUGCUUUUUGUACAGUUUUUCUCUGUAGUUUAAUUUUUAGUAAAGUUGAAUAAAACCUAUACAUUGGUA
Molecule: messenger RNA, 3314 nt
Organism: Nannospalax galili (Upper Galilee mountains blind mole rat)
Lineage: Eukaryota; Metazoa; Chordata; Mammalia; Rodentia; Spalacidae
Gene: Mcm2
Product: minichromosome maintenance complex component 2
Exons: 16
Coding region: 127-2841 (904 amino acids)
Biological process (GO): DNA replication; mitotic DNA replication initiation; double-strand break repair via break-induced replication
Cellular component (GO): nucleus; MCM complex
Molecular function (GO): single-stranded DNA binding; ATP binding; single-stranded DNA helicase activity
Source: RefSeq, a predicted model, not a curated record